Molecule: messenger RNA, 754 nt
Organism: Ipomoea triloba (trilobed morning glory)
Lineage: Eukaryota; Viridiplantae; Streptophyta; Magnoliopsida; Solanales; Convolvulaceae
Product: deSI-like protein At4g17486
Exons: 3
Coding region: 24-653 (209 amino acids)
Biological process (GO): protein deubiquitination
Molecular function (GO): deubiquitinase activity
Source: RefSeq, a predicted model, not a curated record
AAAGGUGACAAGGAGAGCGGGAAAUGCCGAGCAAAAAGAGGAAGAAAGGGGCGGUUCCCGUCUACCUUAAUGUCUAUGAUCUUACCCACUUCAAUGGCUAUGCUUACUGGUUCGGCCUCGGCAUUUACCAUUCCGGCGUUCAAGUACAUGAUGUUGAAUAUGGAUUUGGUGCCCACGAGCGUGCUCUUUCGGGCAUAUUUCAAGUAGAACCGAAGCAGUGCCCUGGCUUCAGAUUCCGAAGAUCAAUCCUCAUAGGGAGAACCGAUUUGUGUCCAAACCAAGUGAGGGAAUUCAUGGACAAACUAUCUAAACGCUAUACUGGCAACUCCUAUAAGCUCAUCACCAACAACUGUAACCAUUUCUGCAAUGAUGUCUGUACCCAGUUGACUGGGAAUUCAAUUCCUCGAUGGGUCAAUCGACUGGCUUAUUUUGGUUUCUGGUUCAAUUGUGUCCUCCCACCUGGUUUGAGUGAGACAAAAGUUGAGCGUCCUAGAAAUAAUGAAGACAGAAUAAUGUACGAGAAGAAGCUAACAAGAAGUAUCGAUUCAACCAGUUUUGCCUCUUCCAAUCAAAACCAUUUUGAGCUCAUCUGCAACAACUCCCAGGCUGCUUCACUUAAUUCUGCUUCUAAUUUAUCUACAAUGACAGUUUAGUCACCUUUAUUUUUUUAAAGACAAUUUUAUUUGUACCAAUUUUAUAAUGAUUGAUUUUAUUUAAUUGAUAAUAAUAUAGAUCAUGAAGCUACAUGAUGAAA